CAUACAUGCACAUACCUUAACAUGCUUAUAUCGAAGAUUCCAAGUAAAAAUAAAAUAAAAAUGGAAUGCGUAAGACAAAACGAAAUCGAAGAUUCAUCUCUAUCGACUCCAUCCAUGCAGAUCACAGCUAGCAAUGGCUUCGGACACAACAUCGAGUUCGUGUCGCAGCCCUAUCUCCGAAACACCUGUUCCGAAAUCGACAUCGAGGAAGAUAUUCCCUCCAAUAGACAAGAUCGCCCUCUCCCGAUUUUUCUCAAGUUUGCUGAUGUGGAGUUUAAGGUAAAAGUAGGAAACGGUUCGUCUGCCAACCCUGUUAAAGCUGUUGUGUCGAAAGUAGCCUCGCAGUUGAACAUCGAACAAGAUAACUACAAGCAGAUACUCAAGGGUAUAACCGGAAGUAUUGGCCCCGGUGAAAUUCUUGCACUUAUGGGUCCAUCUGGCAGUGGGAAAACUACCCUGUUGAAGAUUAUAGGCGGCCGGUUGAACGAAAACGUUAAAGGGUCCGUUACUUAUAACGAUAUUUCGUACAGUCCGGUUCUCAAACGAAGGAUCGGUUUUGUUACGCAAGACGAUGUGCUUUUCCCACAGCUGACGGUGGAAGAAACCCUCGUAUUCGCUGCUUCUUUGAGACUUCCUAGCAGAAUGAGCGUACGGCAAAAGUACGAGCGAGUGGAGAUGAUUGUUAAGGAGUUAGGCCUUGAGAGAUGUCGCCAUACGAGAAUCGGGGGCGGGUUCAUCAAAGGUAUAUCUGGUGGAGAAAGGAAAAGAACAAGUAUAGGCCAUGAAAUUCUGGUUGAUCCUUCUUUGCUUUUGCUCGACGAACCAACUUCAGGCCUCGAUUCCACUUCGGCGAAUAGAUUGCUACAAAUACUUCAAGAUCUUGGCAAGGCAGGAAGGACAAUUAUUACAACAAUCCAUCAACCUUCGAGCAGAAUGUUUCACAAAUUCGACAGAGUUCUGUUAAUAGCAGAGGGCUAUCCGGUUUACUAUGGAAAAGCCCGAGAUUCGAUGGAAUAUUUUUCGUGUUUAAGGUUCAUUCCGCAGAUACCUAUGAACCCUGCUGAAUUCUUGCUCGAUUUAGCAACCGGACAAGUGAAUGACAUCAGCGUACCUGAUGAACUCUUUGCUUCUCAAGAAAGCACCGCCGAACUCGAAAAAAAUGUUAUAAGAUAUCUGCAACAUAAGUACAAAGUGGAACUCGAGCCGAAAGAGAAGGAAGAGAAUCACCAGGCGCGGAAGGUUCCGGAAAGGCUCCAGCUAGACAUCCAAGCCAAGUUAGAUUGGACGCUCACUUGGUUCGAACAGUUCAGAAUAUUGUUCAAACGAACGUUUAAAGAACGAUGGAGAGACUACUUCGAUCAGCUUCGAUUAAUCCAGUCGUUCGGUGUGGCCAUUCUGUUAGGCCUUCUCUGGUGGAAAUCAAGCACCGCAACCGAAGCCCAGCUCCGAGAUCAGAUUGGGCUGUUGUUCUACAUAUGUAUAUUCUGGACAUCUUCGUCGAUAUUCGGAGCGGUUUACGUGUUUCCGUUCGAGAAGAUGUAUUUGGUGAAGGAACGAAAGGCGGAUAUGUAUAGGCUGAGUGUAUACUAUGUGUGCAGCACGUUGAGUGACAUGGUGGCGCAUUUGCUUUACCCCACGUGCUUCAUGUGCAUAUUGUAUUUCAUGGCCGGUUUCAAGCGAACUGUCGAGUGCUUCUUCUUGACUUUAUCCACGAUACUCCUCAUCGCUGUCACCAGCCAAGGAGCAGGGGAAUUGUUUGGGGCAGCUGUGAUGAGUAUCAGAAGGGCGGGAAUGAUUGCUUCGUUGAUAUUAAUGUUGUUUCUUCUGACAGGUGGAUAUUAUGUUCAGCAUAUUCCGAAAUUUAUGCAGUGGCUAAAGUACGUGUCGUUUAUGUACUACGGGUUUAGAUUGCUGGUGAAGGUGCAGUAUUCCGGCGACCAGAUGUACGAGUGUGAGAGCAAGGGUGGCUGCCGGAGUUUGCAGAGCUCGCCGUCGUUCGACACUGUGAACUUGAACGGAGGGAUGAAGGAGGUUUGGAUCUUGUUGGCUAUGGCACUGGCUUAUCGUAUCGCUGCGUAUAUUUGUCUACGCAGGAAGAUUAAUGUCUACCAUCUUUGAAGUUUUUCUGUUUUCUUUUUGGGCAUUUUAUGUAAUUUGUAAGAGAUCUAGAAA
Messenger RNA from Erythranthe guttata (spotted monkey flower), 2172 nucleotides. RefSeq names its product ABC-2 type transporter family protein (gene ABCG26). The record is from RefSeq and is a predicted model, not a curated record. Lineage: Eukaryota; Viridiplantae; Streptophyta; Magnoliopsida; Lamiales; Phrymaceae. Gene Ontology annotation, cellular component: membrane. Gene Ontology annotation, biological process: transmembrane transport. Gene Ontology annotation, molecular function: ABC-type transporter activity; ATP binding; ATP hydrolysis activity.